CACUUGGCGGCGAGGUUAUCGGCGUGGAAGAAUUUGACGGAAGCCGACGAGACGACGACGACGGCGGCAUGGAUCCUCGGCAGAAGACUUCCCCGGGUUUUCACGCCGCACGGUCUCCCUCUCCGGCAGGCUAGUCGCAGCCAAUCAGGGGCCAGGUCGGGGGCGGAGCCAGCGGAAAGGCGAGCAGUGAUUGGUGAUGGUCGCUCAGAUUGGAUGACGGAAAAAGUGGAUUUGUCCUCCUUCGUGUCAACCAGCGCCUCGUCUCCCGGGUCCUCGCUUCCGCCCUCGCCGCCGGAGCGCCAUGUCAAGGCGCCUUCCGACCUGGAGGUCAUGACCUCGCUCCUGCAGGAGGAGUUGGCCCAGCUGGAGGACUACUUCCGCUCCGAGUCUUGCGAAAGCAAAUCCUCCAAAUGUGACAAAGCCAUGGGCUCGCCGUCGUACUACCAGUUCCCCUACGGCUCCUACGGGGGCGGCCAAUCGGAGAGCAGCCCUGUGGUCGUCACCUUGGCAACCGGCGACCUGGAUCUGGCCGUGAGCCGCUCCAAGAUAGCGCGGCCGGCUCCGUACAACUACCACCACCACCAUCACCACCACCACCACCACCGCAGCGGGCGAAGAGUCCUGGGCGAGGAGGCGGAGGCGUGGCGCGCAGGAAGUUACUCGGGCAGCGCCGAGUACUCAAUCAAUCAUUACUCGGCGCUGAAGGCGGCGAGCAAGAGCGGCGUGAAGAAGGUGAGAGAAUGUGCUUUGUCCUUGAAGGAAGAGGAGAGUUAUUGUUUCUCCGAAGGAAUGUUUUGCAGCGAAGAGAUUGCCAGAAGUUUCUGCUCCUACGAGCACAAGAGUCACAAAGUCAACCUGAGUUACGGCGCCGGCGAGCACUGGAGCAAAGACGCCGGACUGCCGACCGGCGUCCCCCAAGAGACCGCCAUGGCCGACGGCUACUUCCACCAGUCGCUGGCGGCGGAACCCUACCACGGCUUCAUGAGCGACCUGGAGCAGCCGGCGCCGGCCGAGCCCCAACACGGCCACUACCUCUACCCAGAAUGCCUUGCGGACCAAAGCUACGAGUGUCUGUCCGAGGCCACGCCGGCCGGCGCCCCCGCCCAGCGUGGCGCCCACAGGCUAAAGGACCAAGCGUGCUCGGUGAAAUCGGCCGCUUGCCUGGACGUGAGCACGGGAGAGAGGAAGCAGAAGAAGAGAGACCAGAACAAAACGGCCGCUCACAGGUACAGGCUGAGGAAGAGGGCGGAGCUAGACUCUCUGGAGGAGGAGCUUCACGGGCUGGAGGGACAGAACCGAGAGCUUCGCGACAAGGCGGAGUCUGUGGAGCGAGAGAUUCAGUACGUGAAAGACUUACUCAUCGAGGUCUACAAGGCUCGCAGUCAGCGCCUCAAACAAGAUGGCGGCGCCUGAAGACCAGG
Nerophis ophidion (straightnose pipefish) is the source of this 1421-nucleotide messenger RNA. RefSeq lists its product as uncharacterized. The annotation marks the transcript as partial. The transcript has 3 exons. Gene Ontology annotation, molecular function: RNA polymerase II transcription regulatory region sequence-specific DNA binding; DNA-binding transcription activator activity, RNA polymerase II-specific. The record is from RefSeq and is a predicted model, not a curated record. Lineage: Eukaryota; Metazoa; Chordata; Actinopteri; Syngnathiformes; Syngnathidae. Gene Ontology annotation, cellular component: nucleus. Gene Ontology annotation, biological process: regulation of transcription by RNA polymerase II.